AUGAAAACUGCUGCAGGCCAAGAGGGCUGUUUCAGACGCAGAACCGGGUUCCUGGGCCCUCCCGGAGCACUGGCCCAGGGCAGAGUGAGGAUGUGGCUGGAGGGCCGCAGUCGUCCCAUGGAUGUGCGGCCGCCCCUGUUCACUUCUGUCUCCCGGCCCCAGACUGGGUUGGAGGCCCACAGACACGCGGCCGCCCCUGUUCACUUCUGUCUCCUGGCCCCAGACGGGGUUGGAGGCCCACGGACAUGCGGCUGCCCCUGUUCACUUCUGUCUCCUGGCCCCAGACAGGGCUGGAGGCCCACAGACACGCGGCCGCCCCUGUUCACUUCUGUCUCCUGGCCCCAGACGGGGCUGGAGGCCCACGGACACGCGGCCGCCCCCGUUCACUUCUGUCUCCUGGCCCCAAACAGCAUCAGAGGCUCACACAGCAGCCCUGCCACCCUGUUCCACACAGUCAAGAGUUUGAAAAGAGUCAGUAAUGAGAAUGUUUUGGAUAAAUGA
Molecule: messenger RNA, 501 nt
Organism: Rangifer tarandus platyrhynchus (Svalbard reindeer)
Lineage: Eukaryota; Metazoa; Chordata; Mammalia; Artiodactyla; Cervidae
Source: the annotation of a GenBank genome assembly